AUGGAUCAAUUUUAUGAUGAUUAUUAACCAACAACAAACAACAAAGAUAUCAAAAUAUAUCGUAAUGGCAAUUCCAAUUUAUGUUGCACCUUAACAAUCAGAGAUAAUACUAAAUUUAGUGAAAUACGUAAAUCUUUGCAAUAAAAAUGGGACACUCAGUUUAAUCGCUUGAGACUCUUCAAUUAGGAGGGCGUAGAAAUAACUGAGGACGAUUUGGAUUAUAUAAAAAAUGGAACUGUGUUAUUUGCAUCCAAAGGUGAAGAAUUCGACGAAAGCUUUUAAUUGGCAGAGUAUGAACAAUUGUAAGAUAUCGGAGAAGGAGGCUUUGGAAAGGUCGUACUGGGAAGACACAAGCAAACAGGCGAGAAGGUAGCUAUCAAACAUGUAAACAUUUAUCAUAAUGAGGAUGUGGAUAUGAUCUUCAGAGAAGCAAGAGCACUCAAGUCUCUAAAACACGAUAACAUAGUCAAAAUUUAUAAUGCCUUCUUUUUACAGAAUUUAUAAACUGUUUAUAUUAUGGAAUAUUUGGAGGGCGGUGAAUUGCUUUAAUAUUUGUAAACCAAAGGGAGAUUCGAGGAGAAUGAGGCUAGACAUUAUUUUAAAUAGUUGGUCAGUGCAAUAUCAUAUUGUCAUCAGAAGAAGAUAAUUCAUAGAGAUUUAAAAUUAGAAAACCUAUUGUUGACCAGCAAAGAUUCUGGCAUCAUCAAAUGUAUUGACUUUGGCAUCUCCGGCUUUGCAUCUAAUGACAAUCCAGAAAAUGCAGAUGCAGGCAGUCUUCGAUAUAUGGCUCCUGAAUUGCUCAAAGGAAUGGACAAGGCAGUCUCCCCUCUAGUGGAUGUAUGGUCAAUGGGUAUCAUAUUAUAUGGUAUGCUAUUUGGCACAUUACCAUUUACCGGUAACACCAAUAAAGAGAUUAUUGCUUAAAUUUCAGAGGGGAGAGUCAACAUUCCUCAUGAAUUCAAUAACAAGCUCUCUCAAAAUUGUCUGGAUUGUUUGUAUCGUGCCUUGGAACCAGAACCAAAGAAAAGAAUCACUUCAAUAGAACUCUUAAACCAUCCUUUUGUUACUAAUGAAAAUACCUUAAGCACUGCUACUAAUAAACCUAAAAUCUAAACAUAACUGUAACAGAUUGAUGAAGUUGACCAUUAAGUUGUGUAAUAAUAAUCAUAAUCAGCAACCAAUAAAAAAUAGAGUGUCCAACUUUCCAAAUAGCAAUUCGCUAAGUAGCAUCCUCAAUCUACUAGACAAUUAACAUAAACAUAGAAGAAACCCCCUCAAUAGUCACCAUUAUUAUAAAAAUAACCUUAAUAAACUGGAUAAACCUUAAAGUAAACAAAAUUCAGUAAAAAGUGA
This is a messenger RNA of Paramecium tetraurelia, 1353 nucleotides long. RefSeq lists its product as uncharacterized. Gene Ontology annotation, biological process: intracellular signal transduction; protein phosphorylation. NCBI's taxonomy places the organism in Eukaryota, Ciliophora, Oligohymenophorea, Peniculida, Parameciidae. Gene Ontology annotation, cellular component: cytoplasm. The transcript is spliced from 6 exons. The record is from RefSeq and is a predicted model, not a curated record. Gene Ontology annotation, molecular function: protein serine/threonine kinase activity; ATP binding.